AUGACAAAAUUAUUUAUAAUAUUAUUUGUCCUUGCAAUCGUAACAAAUGUUCAUGCCGUCGCUGUGGGCGUAAACAAUUUACAAACUCGUGAUGGAGGUGAUCCGAUUACUGCCGUAGUAUUAAAUGAAACAGUUUUCUGUUCCUUUCUUCCACGACCUCCCGGUCAAGACAUUGGCAUUAGUGAAAGUGAUGCUGUCGUUUUCUGCUCUGCACAUUUCGUGCAAUUUCCUAAUGUUAAUAUUUUCCCGGAUGGAUUUAUCCAAACAAUGUACUACGAAUCUGGAAAUGGUUAUGUCCAAAUCACUGGACUCAUUAAUGGAGCUGUAUACACGAACCCAAAAGACGAAGGUGGUCAAUAUGACACUAAAGCUCCUGUUGGUGCGAGUUGUUAUGGAUAUGAUUCAUUUGUAAACCUUGUCGAACCUCAAAUUACUGGCAAGGAAUUUGGUCAUUUUUGUAUUC
Dentiscutata heterogama is the source of this 463-nucleotide messenger RNA. Lineage: Eukaryota; Fungi; Glomeromycota; Glomeromycetes; Diversisporales; Gigasporaceae. The record is from the annotation of a GenBank genome assembly.